UCCCCUCUUUCCCCAACCAGGUGUGACUGCCAUGCGAGCGCUAAACCACACCUCCACGUCUGAAUUCAUCCUCAUCGGCUUCUCCGCCUUCCCCCACCUUCAGCUGGUGUUCUUCCUCUUGUUCCUGCUGAUGUACCUCUUCACGCUGCUGGGGAACCUGCUCAUCAUGGCCACCAUCCGGAGCGAGCGCAGCCUGCACACGCCCAUGUACCUCUUCCUGUGCGCCCUCUCCAUCUCCGAGAUCUUCUACACCUUUGCCAUCAUCCCGCGCAUGCUGGCCGACCUGCUCUCCACCCACCGCUCCAUCGCCUUGGCGGCCUGCGCCAGCCAGAUGUUCUUCUCCUUCGCGUUUGGGUUCACCCACUCCUUCCUGCUCACCGUCAUGGGCUACGACCGCUACGUGGCCAUCUGCCACCCCCUGCGCUACAACGUGCUCAUGAGCCCCCGCGGCUGUGCCUGCCUGGUGGGCUGGUCUUGGGCAGGUGGCUCAGUCAUGGGGCUGGUGGUGACAACGGCUAUUUUCCACCUCACUUUCUGUGGACCCAAUGAGGUCCACCAUUUUUUCUGCCACGUGCCACCUCUCGUGAAGUUGGCCUGUGGGGACAACGUCUCCACUGUGGCCCUGGGCGUGGGCCUAGUGUGCAUCUCGGCCCUGCUGGGCUGCUGUCUCCUCAUCCUCCUCUCCUACGCCUCCAUUGUGGCCACCAUCGUGAGGAUCCCCUCAUCCGAGGGCCGGCACAAGGCCUUCUCCACGUGCGUGUCCCACCUCACUGUGGUGGUCGUGCACUAUGGCUUCGCCUCUGUCAUCUACCUCAAGCCCAAGGGUACCCAGUCUCUGGAAGGAGACACCCUGAUGGGUGUCACCUACACAGUCCUCACGCCCUUCCUCAGUCCCAUUAUCUUCAGCCUCAGGAACAAGGAGCUGAAAAACGCCAUGAAGAAGAGCUUCCUCAGCAAACUCUCCCUCCAGACCUCCUGAAGUGACUGGUUUUGUG
Messenger RNA from Hipposideros armiger (great roundleaf bat), 995 nucleotides. It is a transcript of the gene OR10H4, whose product is annotated as olfactory receptor family 10 subfamily H member 4. NCBI's taxonomy places the organism in Eukaryota, Metazoa, Chordata, Mammalia, Chiroptera, Hipposideridae. Gene Ontology annotation, biological process: G protein-coupled receptor signaling pathway. Gene Ontology annotation, cellular component: membrane. The record is from RefSeq and is a predicted model, not a curated record. The transcript has a single exon. Gene Ontology annotation, molecular function: G protein-coupled receptor activity; olfactory receptor activity. Bases 32 to 979 code for a protein of 315 amino acids.